GCUGAGAGUGAUCUAUGGGGCAGCAGCGCUCCAGUGAGGCCUAAGUGGGGCAGCUAUGGGUCAGCCGUGGGCGGGAGCUGUGGGGCAGCGCUGUGGGGCGGCGGCGGCGCUGGUGGGGCGCUGUGGGGCGGCGGCGGUGGCGGCGCUGAGCUAUGGGGCGGCCGUGGGGCUGAGGGCCCCGCAGGCCACCAACGUUCUGGCGCUGCUGACGGCGGCACUUGUGGGGCUCGAACCCACCCUGAGGGCCCUCCGCGACCCACACAGCGCCCUCAGCGCCCCACACAACCUCCUGGAGGCCCGUUUGAUCUCCUCGUCGGGCGGAUGGAGCUCUGUCCUUUUCACCUCCCUCCUGGUGGCUUCGUGGCCUCUCCUUCGCCGCCCGUGGCCUCCGGCGUUCCGCGCCGCCGCUCGCUGGGCCGUGGCUUUGGCGUUCGCCCGUUGGGCUCCGGAAUUCUUCUCGGCUUUAGAAGCCGCCACGGGGCGAUGCCUCAGCCCCACGGCCACCUCCGGCGCCGUCCUCCUCCUGCCCCACGGCGACCCACGGCGCUGCCGCCGCGACGGACACCGCUGGGACGGCUUCGCCCCUUCGCCGCAGGCGUUCGCGUUGGUCCAUUGGGGCCUCGGUUUGGCCGAAGAGGUCUCGGCCUUCGCGAAGGUCCUCUGGGGUCAACGUGGACCUCCCGGAAGAAGAUGGAGCUCUGAGGAACCUCAACGGAGGUGGUGGAACCGCCGGGAACCUUCAAAAUGGCCUUCUGGAGGACCUCCGGGAGGAAGGUGGAGCUUUGGAGGACCUCAAGAAGGACGAUGGAGCCUCGAAGGACCUCCGGGAGGAAGAUGGAGCCGUGAGGAACCUCAAUGGGGUCGUGAGGAACCUCAAUGGGGUCGUUGGAAGGAGGUGGAGGACCUCCCAGGAGGAAGUGGAGCUCUGGAGGACCUCCGGGAGGGAGGUGGAGCCACGAAGGACCUCCGUGGAGAAGGUUGGAAGGAGGUGGAGAAGGUCCGAAAGGAAGAUGGAGCCCUGAAGGACCUCCGGGAGGAAGGUGGAGCCCUGAAGGACCUCCAAAAUGGAGCCCUGAAGGACCUCCAGGAGGAAAAUGGAUCCACGAAGGACCUCCAGGACAAUGGAGCCAUGAAGGACCUCCAGGAGGACAAUGGAGCCAUGAAGGACCUCCAGGAGGACAAUGGAUCCAUGAAGGACCUCCGAGAUGGAGCCAUGAAGGACCUCCAGGAGGAAAAUGGGGCUCUGAAGGACCUCCAGGAGGACAAUGGAUCCACGAAGGACCUCCAGGAGGACAAUGGACCCAUGAGGAACCUCACUGGAGAAGGUUGGAAGGAGGUGGAGAAGGUCCGAGGGGGCCGUGGAGCUCCGGAGAAGCUCAUGGGUGGAGGUGGAACCUUGAAGGACCUCCAGGAGGACCUCAAGGAGGACCUCAAGGAGGUUGGCGGUGACCGAGAAGAUGGAAGUGACCUCCGUGAAGAACCCAAAGGUCCCGGGGUGGCUUUGUCUCUCCUCUUUCUCCUCAACGUGGCUCUGAUUGUCCUCUGGUGGCUUCUCCUGGCCGUCACCUUGACCUACCGGCACGAUUGGCCCCGCAACGCCGCCGGCGCCGCCGUGGGGUGGGCGACCUGGGGGGUCACCUACCGCGGGUGGUACCGCCGGCCGUGGUCACCGGGGCCACCGGGGGUGGGGCUCAGGGCCCGCUGA
Molecule: messenger RNA, 1705 nt
Organism: Cuculus canorus (common cuckoo)
Lineage: Eukaryota; Metazoa; Chordata; Aves; Cuculiformes; Cuculidae
Exons: 5
Coding region: 56-1705 (549 amino acids)
Biological process (GO): lipid storage; phospholipid biosynthetic process; lipid droplet organization
Cellular component (GO): endoplasmic reticulum membrane
Source: RefSeq, a predicted model, not a curated record